This is a messenger RNA of Phyllostomus hastatus (greater spear-nosed bat), 2622 nucleotides long. RefSeq names its product CD300a molecule (gene CD300A). The coding region runs from base 1044 to 2018 and encodes 324 amino acids. Gene Ontology annotation, cellular component: plasma membrane. The record is from RefSeq and is a predicted model, not a curated record. Gene Ontology annotation, molecular function: transmembrane signaling receptor activity. Lineage: Eukaryota; Metazoa; Chordata; Mammalia; Chiroptera; Phyllostomidae. The transcript is spliced from 8 exons.
GGCAUCGAGGCGGGGACGCACGUCCGUGGUGGCAGGUCGGCCAUCCCAGCGCGAGUGACGCAGAGGAAUUCCCGCGUCGUCCCCACGUGGAGCCUCCUGUGAAGCAGACGAGCUGUUACUAUCGACAUCCUACAGGAGCCACGGGUGUUGGUCAAGGUCACGCCGAGGGUGAGGGGAGGAGCCACAGGAGAACCCAGUCUCUCGCUUCUCAGUCCAGGGCACCUCUUCACCCCUCUUCACCUUGACGGUCCCCACCGUCGCCAGGCUUUUCGGGGGCUGAGCUGCGGAAGAAACCUUGCCUGGGGAACUUGGCAAGGGUUUGUCGCAUAGACUGACAAGUGUGACGCCUCCUCUGCCCUUCGCUGUCCAGUUCAAGGUCGAGGGCUUUACGAGCGUUCCGUGGUCUACGACUGCAUUGCUGUAAACACCCUCCUCCUUCCUACCCAAGUGUCCGUGGAACCUUCCAGAAGGAGAACCAGCAAGUCUGUUUGGUUCCUUUGCACUCCUCCGGGAAAGGUGCCCUUGUCCCUGAUGUGUGUCUCCUGCCCUGAGCCGGGUCCAGCCAGGGGGACCACACAGGGAGAAAGGUCACAGCCCGAGGACUUUGGGGUCAAGUUCAGGACACCUUUCCAGGACUAGAGAGCAUCGAGGGCCUCCCAGGGCUUUGUGCCAAUCGGGGGUCCAGGCCUUGAGCUGGGUCCUCGUGGAGAGGGAGCUCCCCAGGGGGGCCUUCCUGCGGGUUGCCCAGGGCCCCCCCGCCAAGGCCCCGCCCUAAGCACCCGCCACGAGGGCCCGACUGGAAGGUGACGUGGCCCCAUGGUUCUGCAGGACGCGAGAGAGGGGAGACGCGGGUUCCGGGGUGUCUUGGCCAGCCCCCAGGCUUUCUCCAUUUUCUGACCAGCUCCAGGAACAAAACCAAAACGAAGCUGAACGAGGAAGCGGCCGGCGCGGGGGAAAGCAGAAGUGGAAGCGCCGGAGACCUGGCCCCCUCCCCGGAGGAGGGCCGGAGCCCGGCCCACAGCCGCAGGUGACUCCCGGGAGAGAUGGCCCGGCAGGACCCGGCUCCGUGGCUUCGGGCGGCUCUGCUGCUUCUCUGGGUCCCAGGCUGUUUGUCCCUGAGUGGCCCCCGCACCGUGAGGGGCACCGUGGGGGGAUCCCUGAGCGUGCAGUGUCAGUAUGAGGAGGAGUUCAAAAGGAUUAAGAAAUACUGGUGUGGAAGCCCAUGUUCGAUACUGAAGAGGAACAAGAUCGUGGAGACCACCGGGUCAGAGAGAAAAGUGAGGAACGGCCGCGUGUCCAUCAGGGACCACCCAGCAAACCUCACCUUCACUGUGACCUUGGAGAACCUCACAGAGGAUGAUGGAGGCGCAUACGGGUGUGGGAUUAAUGUUCCAUGGAGCAGCUUACAAACGGACCCCACAUUCGAGGUUGUGGUGAUUGUGUCCCCAGCACCAACACCAGCACUGACACCAGCACCAACACCAGCACUGCCGUCACGUGCUACAGCCAAGACCAGGACAACCACGACAAACAGGACAACCACAACCACAGCCCAAAUUACAACUCUGUCCACAGUGAAAAUGACAGUGAAGGCCACCCACGGACCAAAUGGACAGGAGAACUCUCCGCAGAGCCAAGGGCUCCCCGUGCUGCUCUCCUUGCUGGGGCUCCUGCUGUUCCUCCUGGUGGGGGCCUCGCUGCUGGCCUGGUGGAUGGUUCGGCGGCGGAUCAAAGCUGAUAAGAAUCCAGAGCCACUGCAGAACCACGAGGCCGCCCAGCAGAGCGAACCCUGCUACGCCAAUUUGGAGCUGCAGACCUGGGCCCUCCUGGAGGAGCCCGAGCCGCCGGCGCAAGUGGAGGUGGAGUACAGCACCGUGAAAGCCCCCCAGGAAGACCCCCAGUACGCCACAGUGACGUUCAGCUCCCGCAAUCAGGAUGCUAAGGACAGCAGGGCGCCCUCCCAGAGGCCUCCGCAGCCGGAGCCCGAGUACAGCGAGAUCAGGAAGAACCAAGCCUGACUCCGCCCCGACACCUGGAGCCUCGGUGGGCGGCAGGGAGCCCGGGCCCCGCCCCCAGCCUGCUCCCCUCCGCGGUGACCCACAAGGCAGCUAGCUGGGCUCCUGCGGGCUGUCCCUCUCGCGCUGGGGACCUGCGGGACGCCCUGCCAUCCUGCCCGGCUGUUGUCCCGUCUUCCCUCUGUCCCUCCGCCUGGUCGCAGCCGUGUGUGAGAAGGAAGCCCCGUCCCGUGGGAGUCCCGGAGAACAUGUGGCUCCCGUGGGGGGUCUGGGCUUGCCGGGGAGUGCGAGCACUGACGGGGAGCCAGGAGGUCGCCCGGGCACCGAGAUGGGGACCCCCCCCGCCUGCAAGACGGGGAGACGGUGGCCGAGCAAGGGCUUGCCCGUGGCUCUAAGACCAGCAGUGGGCAGCGUCCUCGGGCCCCCUGGACUCUUACAUAGGUUCGUUUUUCAUACAAGAGAUAUCAACAACGUUUAAAAUGCCUUAGGCAGUGGUAGGUAAAAGGGAACCUAAUCAACAAACAAACAAACAAGUAAAAUAUAUUUAAAGACACUGAAAUAGAGAACAGGCUGACAGUGACCAGGGGGGAGAAGGGAGGGGAUUUCA